Messenger RNA from Cylicostephanus goldi, 857 nucleotides. The record is from the annotation of a GenBank genome assembly. Lineage: Eukaryota; Metazoa; Nematoda; Chromadorea; Rhabditida; Strongylidae.
AUGCUUGCACGUCAACUUGCAGUGCAUGGCCGAAGAAGAACGGCUAGAGUUGAAGACUUUGAAUUAGCGCUUCGAUCCUAUGGAUUGCAGAUGCCAAUCGGUGCCUUAACACGCUCUUUGCCGUCUCUUCGUCAAUUACGAAUGCCGGGCGGAGAGCAGCUCUGUAUUAGGGAAGAUGCAGAUUUGGACGUCCCAGCCCUUACACAACCUCCACAGGUGAAGGUACCCGUCAAACGGCAUAUCCGUGUGCAUUGGAUACGCGUAGAUAGUGAGGAAGAACCUCCGCCAGAGAAGAAAGCUAAGAAAAUCCUACAAGGAAGUGAAAUGUUCUCCAAUGAUAUCCCAGCUGCAUUGAGGAAAAAGAUUCAAGUUCCAAGCGAAACUGCCGCUCCAUCGAUCUCAUAUCGUCUGGCUGCGCAAGGCGUCCCCAAAAAGGAGCAGAUUCUCAUCAAGCCAUCUUUUGUUGAACCACUUUCAGUGGAGCAGCAAGUCUACCUCAAAGAGAUUGUCGAAGCUUGUGUUGGACAAGAUGACAGGAAGCGCCAACAGGCGUUGCAAUCUCUAGAAAGGGACACUGGGAUACAAGUGUUGCUUCCGCGACUGUCACGCCUCAUCUACACUUCCAUACGUUGCAAUGUUGUCCAUCGAUGUCUUUCCAUGCUUAUCUAUGUUGUCCGAAUGAUGCGCGCAGUUGCUGUAAACAAAGCUGUGAAGCUCGACGGUGUUCUUCACGAAUUUCUUCCGUCUCUGAUGAGCUGCAUGCUCGGUCGAGUACUGUGCACUCGUCCUGAAUCAGAUAAUCAUUGGGCCUUGCGAGACUUUGCUGGCAAAACGCUAAUCACCAUAAUAAAGUGAGU